Messenger RNA from Coffea arabica (coffee), 1223 nucleotides. RefSeq lists its product as uncharacterized. NCBI's taxonomy places the organism in Eukaryota, Viridiplantae, Streptophyta, Magnoliopsida, Gentianales, Rubiaceae. The record is from RefSeq and is a predicted model, not a curated record.
GUUAGCCAUGAAGGACCUAGUAGGUCCAGAAAAUGCAAAACUGAAACCGACAUGCCAUUUGCUUUGCAGCCCAAUCUUCUAUUUCGUCUUGAGCAGGCGAUCAGCUGUCGGCUCUAUUCAUGUUCCACGGCGGCCGAAGCAGCAGCAUAACAACUCGCACAAGGGAAUGCUGGGACGAAGGCUCCUCUCUCUCCUGAAGACAAGGACCCCAUCAACCUCAUCUUCAUCACAGGCCUCCGCCACUGCUUUGGUAGAGGAAGAGAGUGGAAGAUCAAGCGGCAAAAGAUGGGGCAGGAGGGCUGUGUCGGGGGCAUUGAUAUGCUUAACUGGAGGUGUUGCUUUGAGCGCUCUUGAUGAUCUUGCUAUUUAUCAUGGUUGUAGCAGCAAGGCCAUGGAGAAAGCUAGUAAGAGCCAAGCAAUUAUUGAUGCCAUCGGAGAGCCCAUAGUAAGAGGUCCUUGGUAUAAUGCCUCGCUUGCAGUAGCCAAAAGGCAUUCUGUUUCGUGCACGUUUCCUGUUUCUGGACCACAAGGCACUGGAAUCCUACAGUUGAAGGCUGUUCGUAAUGGAGAUGACAGCUGGUUUUCAUUUUUGCGACCUCGUGACUGGGAGAUACUACUUAUGGAAGCUCUCCUCCAUGUACCUGGUAACGAUGAGAAGCAGCAAACAUUUCGUAUUAGCGUAUCAGAUUUCUUACCACCUCCACCUUCGCCUGUUCCUGCCUGCAAGGCAUGCACUAUCUCAUCUCAACAGCCAGAGAGUUUAGAUAAGAGUUGAUUGUUAGGCUAGAUUAGUUUUCAAAGUCUUUUGCUUCCUCUUCUUCAUUUUUUUUUUGGUUAUUACGCCCAAUUGCAAUUUUGCCAACAUUGUAGUCGACUAUAAUGGAGAAAGAUAAUAAAGGUUGGCGGAGUCUAUAUCAUCCCAAAGUUGUGGAAUUCGAGUUAGGCUCUGUGCUACUUCAGAGCUUUUCCAAUUAAGAUGGAUCCCUUGUGGUGUGUAUUCAACCGCUGAUGGAAUUUUUAGGCAGUCAAACUGGGUAUGGAUUUUCAUUGGUGAGGCUUCGUGCGGGGAAAAUGUCAAUUCUCACCCGUUUGAUGGGUUACGCUACCAUUAAGUUUCUACCUCUUUUCUUGUUGUGCGUACAUGUUUUCCUGUGGGAGCACGGACGCAAAAUGGAAGGUGACACAAACAUCUGUAAUAUUUGAUGAUUGUCGUGGUUUAACUA